AUGCAAAAACACAAUAUAAAAUUAAACCAAAACCAGGAUAUUUCCCAAUUAUUCCACGAUGAAGUACCCUUAUUCGACAACUCUAUAACUUCAAAGGAUAAAGAAGUCAUUGAAACUUUAUCUGAAAUAUAUUCUAUAGUAAUCACACUAGACCACGUAGAGAAAGCCUACCUAAAAGACUCCAUAGAUGACACCCAAUACACUAAUACUGUUGACAAAUUACUAAAGCAGUUCAAGGUCUACCUGAAUUCUCAGAAUAAAGAAGAGAUAAACAAGCAUUUCCAAUCCAUAGAAGCGUUCUGCGAUACAUACAACAUCACUGCUUCGAACGCAAUAACAAGACUGGAGAGGGGCAUACCAAUUACAGCAGAACAUGCGAUAUCCACUACCACAUCGGCUCCCUCUGGUGAUAAUAAACAAAGUUCUUCUAGCGACAAAAAGUUUAAUGCUAAAUACGUCGCUGAGGCCACUGGUAAUUUCAUCACUGUAAUGGAUGCUUUGAAACUAAACUAUAAUGCAAAAGAUCAAUUACAUCCCUUAUUGGCUGAACUGUUAAUCAGCAUAAAUCGCGUCACCAGGGAUGAUUUUGAGAAUAGAUCAAAACUCAUUGACUGGAUUGUCAGAAUAAAUAAACUCUCAAUUGGUGACACUUUAACUGAAACACAAAUUAGAGAACUUCUGUUUGAUCUAGAACUAGCCUAUAAAAGUUUUUAUGCUUUACUGGAUUAA
Molecule: messenger RNA, 729 nt
Organism: Saccharomyces cerevisiae S288C
Lineage: Eukaryota; Fungi; Ascomycota; Saccharomycetes; Saccharomycetales; Saccharomycetaceae
Gene: VPS28
Product: ESCRT-I subunit protein VPS28
Exons: 1
Coding region: 1-729 (242 amino acids)
Biological process (GO): ubiquitin-dependent protein catabolic process via the multivesicular body sorting pathway; establishment of protein localization to vacuole; endosome transport via multivesicular body sorting pathway
Cellular component (GO): ESCRT I complex; late endosome membrane; endosome
Source: RefSeq, marked reviewed